UGGAGCAGUGGGAGUCAAGGUGGCAAUGACAGAGUGGACGUUGCUGAAACGGCUACUCGAUGCCGUGCAUCAGCAUUCGACUCUGAUUGGUCGAAUUUGGUUGACAGUGAUGGCAAUUUUUCGUUUGUUGGUGGUUGCCGUGGCAGCGGAAGACGUCUACGCAGACGAGCGUACCAUGUUUGUGUGCGACACACUGCAACCGGGCUGCUCAAACGUGUGCUACGAUGCUUUCGCGCCCAUCUCUCAACCACGUUUCUGGGUCUUCCAUAUUGUGGCCGUGUCCACGCCUUCACUCUUCUUCAUUCUUUACACCUGGCACAACCUUUCCAAGAUGACACCUGGGCAAAGUGCGGACGAGUGUGUACGGAACUGUAAUUCCGAAAGCUGCUCCAUUACGUCGCAUCACCACCUGAGAGACAAGGUGGCUGAGGUUUUGGAAAAAAGCAUGUGCGUUUCACUGGCUCGUGGCACUGUCCAAAAAAACGUCUCUCAAACCAGAGGUUCCUCAGGAGUCCUAUCCAAAGCCUACGUGCUUCAUGUUUGCUCUCGGGCCGCACUGGAGCUGUCAUUCCUUUCCCUUCAGUGGUUGCUGUUUGGUUUUUGCGUCCCGGUUCGUUUCCCAUGCGCCGUUCCUCCUUGUCCUCAACGCGUCGACUGCUACGUCUCGCGUCCCACGGAGAAGAGCAUCUUCCUCAUCUUCAUGUUCUGCGUGGGCGUCUUUUGCAUCUUGCUAAACUUCCUGGAGCUCAAUCACCUCGGCUGGAAGAAGAUCAGAAGGUCAAUGCAAAUGAAGGACGGAUGCAGGAGCAGUAUUUACGGAGCAAUAAAUAGACGCUCUGGUACGAGCAGUACAACGUCUCUGCCUACGCUGGAGCUGCUGGUGGAGAAUCAACCCGAGUGGACGUGUGCAGGAAAUGAGUGCUGCGUACCAUUAAAAGACGGGAAAGAAAAGUCAGUGCAGAAAGAGAAACACAACACCGCACAUGUCUCAAGAGGAAAAACGCAGUCACUUAAAGGAAAAGUGUCCAAACGAAGUGCUGAAGUCUGGAUAUAA
Messenger RNA from Silurus meridionalis, 1054 nucleotides. It is a transcript of the gene gjd6, whose product is annotated as gap junction protein delta 6. Gene Ontology annotation, biological process: cell communication. The transcript has a single exon. The record is from RefSeq and is a predicted model, not a curated record. The coding region runs from base 26 to 1054 and encodes 342 amino acids. NCBI's taxonomy places the organism in Eukaryota, Metazoa, Chordata, Actinopteri, Siluriformes, Siluridae. Gene Ontology annotation, cellular component: connexin complex.